Messenger RNA from Amborella trichopoda, 858 nucleotides. Its product is annotated as large ribosomal subunit protein eL28z. Lineage: Eukaryota; Viridiplantae; Streptophyta; Magnoliopsida; Amborellales; Amborellaceae. Gene Ontology annotation, biological process: translation. Gene Ontology annotation, cellular component: ribosome. Gene Ontology annotation, molecular function: structural constituent of ribosome. The record is from RefSeq and is a predicted model, not a curated record.
GAAGCUAUAAGAACUCAAAUUUUGAAGUGUGCUGUUCUUCUUUGUGGGGGGUGUCUAAAUUCGCAAAGGGAGAAGGAAGAACCUGUGAUCACUUCCUCCUUUACUUGAUCAAUACGAUGGCCACCUUACCUGGACCUCUGAUAUGGGAAAUCGUCAAGAAGAACAACUCAUUCUUUGUGAAGCAGUUUGGUAAUGGUUCUGCCAUGGUUCAGUUCAGCAAGGAAAGCAACAACCUUUACAAUGUCCACUCCUUUAAGUACUCAGGGUUGGCAAACAAGAAGACAGUUUCCAUCACUCCCGGUGGAAAAGAUUUAAGUGUUGCGCUUUCAACCACGAAGACAAGGAAGCAGAGCAAGCCAUCUGAUCUGCAGAACCGUUCCCUCUUGAAGAAGGAGUUCCGUAGAAUGGCAAAGGCUGUUGUAAGCCAGGUUGCAGAUAACUACUACAGGCCAGACUUGAAGGAUGCAGCACUUGCCAGACUCAGUGCUGUGCACAGGAGCCUCAAGGUUGCCAAGUCUGGUGUCAAGAAGAAGACCAGACAGAACCAGAAGCCAUCUAGGAAGUGAGAUAUUCAUGCGUCUCUGGUUUCUAUCCUUUUCCGAGACAUAGGACCUAAGUUUGGCUGGAGAAUCUAAGUGUUGCUUUCUCACUCUUGUUUUCUUGUGUGGUCUGAUAGAAUUUGAUUGAGAUUAUCUGUUAGGGAGAUGAGUAAUUGAGAUUUUGAUUGCAAAAGUGAUUGCUUUUAGCAUGCAUCUCUUUUUGGUUAUUGGUUAUUUGGGUGUACCUUUUUGUGGUUUAGCAGGGUAUAAUGUAAUGUAACACUCUGGAGUUUCAUGUGGAACACUUUAGAAUCACUAA